AUGGCAUCGAUGCAGCCGGCAGCCCCACUCCUGUUCCCAAGCUGCGUGUCAUCAAGUGGGCCAUGCCUCCCUCAGCCCCAGCCAGCAACCCCUGUUCACCAAGAGAAAGUGGCCAAGACAUCUACUCAGACCCAGAGUGAGUCCUGUCUGCCGAGGGAGCCGGCAGCACCACCAUCACGACAGGUGCCCCACCUGAGGGCCGUGGUGGAGAGCCAGGCCUUCAAGAACAUCCUGGUAGAUGAAAUGGACCUGAUGGUCUCGCGGGCGGCCACCGUCAUCCAAGCCAACUGGAAGGGCUACCGGCUGCGGCAGAAGCUGAUCUCACAGAUGACAGCAGCCAAGGCUAUCCAGGAGGCCUGGCGCCGCUUCAGCACGCGCCGGCUGAUGCGCUCCAACAAGCUGACUGUAAGGAAAGCCAAGAAGGAAGAGGAGGACGACAUCCCCUACCACCCUCCACAGCAGGUGCGCUUCCAUGCCCCGGAGGACCAGCUGCCAGUCAUGGUGAGCAAGGAGAUUCAGUUCCCGUCCUCCGACAACCUGGUCCUUUCACACAGCACAGCAGCAGGUCCCUGUGCCAGUGGAGCCCCUAGGGGUGGCCUUGUGCCACAGCAGCCUGUGACUGGCAGAUUCACAGGUCCCAAAUAUCCACCCUGCAUGUUGACCAAGUCUGUCAGGAGCUCCUGUCUCGUCAGGCACUUGGAAGGGAGCAGCAUGGAGAGCAGGCACACGGCUUCCAGGACCAUCAAGUCGGAGACCCCAGAGUCAGCAGUGUCUGCGAGAUAUGGCCAGGCCACCCAUGCAACGCUGAAAACCCAGACCCAGGUCCACAUGGAAGUAGAUGUCCCCAAGGCCCCACUGCAUAUGUAUCCGGUCAACAAAACUCCUACCAAGGUGUGCCCAGUGGCCCUGGCCACAGUGGCUACAGUGGCCACAGCACCCAAGGGUCCACUGCAGACCUACCCCACAUCCCCAGGGGCAGUCAUGAAGAUGCAGCCACCAAGCUGCCCGACCUCCCCGGAGACCAGGCCCCUGGCUCAUGUACGACCCAACCCUUCAUUCUCUAGCACUCCGCCCCAGGUGCGCUCUGUGGUCCCCAUGGCCAGGGCACAGUCCCCAGGAUCUGGUAUGACCUCCACAGUCAAGGUCUCACCACGCCUAGGGGCUUCUGUCAAUAGGGGCCCACUUCAGACUGGCUCUGGUCCCAUGAUGACAAAAACUUCACCCCAGAUGCGUUCAGUGACCAGAAGUCAACCUCAGACAUGUGCGGCAUCUUCUUCAUCCAAAGCCUCCUCCCAGCCGAGCCCUACAGUCAAACUCUCACUUCAGACUCGCCUGGCAGCCAUGAUAACCAGGACCCCAGCUCAGAUACGCUCUGUGGCUGCUGUGCUCAGGACCCUGUGUCUGGUCCCUACAGUGACAGCCUCAAGUCCCAAGGGUUCACCCCAAACUUCAGUGGUUGCUGGAAUUCCCAACGCCCCAUCCCAGGUUCACCUGAGCAGCCCAAAGGCCAACGUCACUGUGAGCACCAAGCAGACCACUGCGGUCGUCAAGGUGACUUCUCAGGCGUACUUGGCUGAGGAAAAGGGCAGGUGUGGACCCCACGGACAUCUAGGCACUGUAACUCCUAAACUUCCAGCCAAGUCUCCAUUGGAAGUAGAGAAGACAAAGCCUGGGCCCCCAAGGGCCCCCAAGAAGGAAGCAGCUCCCAAGACUAACAUGGCCAUUGUAGCCAGGGCUCUGUCUUGGACAAAAGUGGCAGAAGACAGGAGCAGACCCUUGACUCAGACCCAGCAGAAGGCAGAGGUUGUGAAGGUGCACUCCAGGGUGUAUAUGCCUGAAGAGAUGACCGUGACCCUGUCCCAGGCCCAGCUGGCUGUCCCCCUGACCAAGGCUACCUCCCAAGCCCAGCCACUCCCUGGCCACCCCAGGCCCCUGCCAGCCGCACCCCUUUCUAAAGCCGUAUCGCAGUCAUCUGGGCUGGCCACAGGCCUACCUGAGGGACAGUGCUCACCCGUAGGUCCCUCUGCUGCCCUGUCCUCCUUGUCCCUGGCUGCACACCUGAUGUCACUAACAACCCAGCUCCACCCUGCUGGUGAACAGAACAGUUCCAUGUCCCGAGCUCCUCUGGCCACAUCGUGUCCAGCCACAGGCUCCCCUCAGGCACGUUCCCUGGGGCUGACCUUCGUCCCCCCUGAGGGAUACCCAAACACAUGUCCGCCUGCCUCUACUUCCCAGUACUUUCACCCCACGAGAAACUCAUUGCAGCCGCCUCCACCUGCUGGGCAUGCAAAGAUUAUAAACACCAAAAUUACCAAGGCCACGUGCCAGGUGUGUCCCCCGAGUAAACUCAGUAAGGCCCCAUCCCUGGCCCAGCUCAUCACAUGUCUGGCCAGGGUUCCGUCCCAGGCCCAACUGACCUCCGAAACGGCCAAGUGCCUCUUGGCUGCCCACCCUGCCACUGACCUCAGUGGUAAGGCCCAGUCACAGCCACUCCUGAGCACAUCCAAGCCAUCUGCCCAGUUCUGGCAAUAUAUUGGAACACUUAACACUGGACCCCAUGCCAAGCCAGAUGACAAGAGUAUGACCCAGCCCCAGCUCCAAAGCCACGUACAAAACAAGGCCACGCAGAACCCACGCUCAGUGGCCACAGAUACCCAAGGUAUGCAGGUACCUCUGCUGACUCCCUCUGGACACCCUGUGUGCAAUGGAGAAUCCUGGGGUGACAGCGGACAGGCACGGACCCCACCUCCGCCCCCUAGGCCCAGCCAGGCGGUGUCCUGCCAUGAAGACCUGGCUGCGUCCAUUGCAUCCCUGUGUGCAGACUUGGUGACCAUGCUGGGCUCCACCGAGGACCUGCGGACACUCCUGGCCAAGACACUUUCUCAGGGAGAAGUAAGGACAACGCUGAGCCAGGCUCUGUCCCGGGAAGUCUUAGGGCCUUCUGUGGUCAAGGCCCUGCCUCAAGGCAUGCUGGGAAUGGCACUGAUGAAGGCACUGUCAUGGGGUGAACUGGGCAUCUCCCUGUCACGGGCCCUGUCCCAUGGUGAGCUGCGUCCAGAACUCAGCAAGGCCACACAGGGCAAGCUGGCUGAGGUCCUGUGCAAGGCCUUGACGGAAGAUGAGAGGGCCACACUCAGCCAGGCGCUGUGCCAGGGUGAGCUGGGAGCUGUUUUCACUCAAUCCCUGGCCCAGAUGGCCCAGAGGACAGGCACCUUCCUCCCCAAGGCCACCUCGAAAACGGUGGGAAGCCGGAUGACCACGGCGCCUGCCCCAGUGGAGGUGGCUUGCAGCGGGAGUCUGUCAGUUGCGUGGGGACCUGCGCUGGGCCCUGUCCGAGCACGGUGUAGCAAGGGCCCCGUGGAUGCUGGCCUGGCUGCUAGCCAGUCAUGGAAUACCAAAGUCCCCAACGUACCGGCCAGAGCCGCGGCAAGUGCUGGGCCACCCCAAGGCCCGUGGCAUCCCAGCAGGGGCCACAGGCCCUGGGACCCCUCGGGGGCAGAGGCAGCGCUGGACCACAAGCCCUCAGCUGAGCUGCUGGUAUCAAUUUGCGCCAUGGAGAAAGUUGUCCUCGAGGCUGUCGUCACCAUUCAGGCCUGCGCACGUGGCUACUUGGUGCGCCGCACUGUGAAGCUGUGGCAUCAGUGGGCCACCGUCAUCCAAGCUACGUGGCGUGGCUACCGUGUGCGACGAAACCUGGCGAGGCUGCUCAGGGCCACCACCGUCAUCCAGGCAGCCUGGCGCGGCUACUGCAUUCGCCGUGACCGGGCCCACCAGGUGUUGCUCCCUACGAUGUGGCCUGAGCACCGUGGCAGAGCCCAGGGGACCUCUGACACCAGGAACAGCUCUGAGCACCGCUGCUUCCUGUCCUGUCAACCCAAUGUCUGCAGCGUCUGCCAGGCCCUGGGUCCUCGGGUGGCAAGUCCACCCAGUGUUGUGAUGCUCGUGGGGUCCCAGCCACGCACCUGCCACGUGUGUGGCCACACACUGUCUACUCGCGUGGUGCAGGGCUUUGGCCAGGGCAUCUCAGGCCAGUCUGGCUCUCGCUGGGCAGUGCCCCCUGCUCAGUGUCCCCUGCUCAGCCAGCAGCACAGAGCAGCCACUCUCAUUCAGGCGGCCUGGAAGGGCUACCGGACCCGCCGACAGCUGAGCCAGCAACAGUCUGCAGCCAAGAUGGUUCAGGCCACAUGGAGGGGACAUUAUACACGCAGCUGCCUCACCACGGAUGCCCUCUUGGGGACAGGAGGCCCGUGGAACAUCUCCAGGGAGACUUCACGCCGUACCUCGAGGGCUUGCUCUUUGCACUGGCCUGGUGUCUAGGAGCUUGGCUGUGGGCAGAGACUCUUGGUGGCCGUGGUGUCCUGUGGCUCUUAUGAAUACAGUGCACUACAGCCUGCCCUGGUCACGUGUCUUGAGUUAAAACACAACAGGAAAGUCUAGCAUGUCGGAGGCUUGAAUCCCAGCAGCUCCAGCCCCUGUGGGAUCUGCAGCCAGGGUUAGGGAACCCCAGUUAUUUUCCAGGGUGUACAGGUCACUAGCGUGGAAUCUUGUGUGUCACAUAGCUAAUGGCGUGGCUUAUCUGGGGCUAGCAAGAUGACCCCUCCUAUGAAGGUGCUUGCUAUUAAACCUGUCUUCCCCAUGAUGGGAAGAACUGACACCGCCCGCAGGUGUCUGUCUGUCUCUCUCUCUCACACACACACGUUUACACACACACACAC
This is a messenger RNA of Alexandromys fortis (reed vole), 4715 nucleotides long. RefSeq names its product IQ motif containing N (gene Iqcn). Gene Ontology annotation, molecular function: protein binding. Lineage: Eukaryota; Metazoa; Chordata; Mammalia; Rodentia; Cricetidae. Bases 1 to 4317 code for a protein of 1438 amino acids. The record is from RefSeq and is a predicted model, not a curated record. The transcript has 3 exons.